AUGUUUUUAGAAAGAAAAAUGAAAAUCUGUGUGGAAAUCAUUCUGUUUACUUUGUUUUUUCUAAGAGUUGUUCCAUUAAAUUUAGAGGAAAGCCAAAGAAGUGUUACUAAAGAUAAUCAUAGAGCGUCUUCUGUAAAUCAAGGUAGAUCAUCUGUAAAAAAAAUUGAUCCUGGCUACAUGAAAGAUGAAUGUGGUGUUUUUCCAUUUAAUCAAACAGUUACAAAAAACGGCUGUGAAGGAAAAUAUGUUGCAAACAACUUCUGUUUUGGUCAAUGUGGAUCUUUUAUUAUUCCAUACUAUAAUAUUACAAACAAAAAAAUAUCUCGCUUAACUCUAGAAAAUUGUAAGCAAUGUGUACCGGAAGAUUUUGAACUCACCAAAAUACCUAUAUAUUGCCCAGAACGAAAGAAAAAGCACCAGUUCGCUAAAGUUUUGCUAAUUAAAAAAUGUGUUUGUAAAAAAAACUCUUGCCUAAUGACGUAA
Molecule: messenger RNA, 483 nt
Organism: Hydra vulgaris (swiftwater hydra)
Lineage: Eukaryota; Metazoa; Cnidaria; Hydrozoa; Anthoathecata; Hydridae
Gene: grm1
Product: Gremlin-like 1
Source: RefSeq, marked provisional